AUGCCACCCCUCGACUCGCAACAGGCCCAACACCAAUACCAACAAGACCACGACCUCCUCCUCUCUGUACGCCUCCCUCUCGCUCUCCUUCCCACUCUCCUCUACACCUCCUCCCCUUCCUUCCUCCUAUUCCAUAAUCUAACUCCUCCCCAGCUCCAGACCUCGCUCCGCAACUGCGCCUACACCUUUGGCGUCCAGAGCCCGCAGUACGCCAGCCUGAAAAGUAUACUGGACGAGCAUGUCGCCGUGUGCGCUCUGAAGGGUCUGCGUAUUAUUGAUGGUGAUGGUCCUGAGGGAUCUGGUUCUCGUUCCGGUGAGGGUACUCGGCAAGCUGGGUCGAAGGAGGAAAGGUGA
Westerdykella ornata is the source of this 354-nucleotide messenger RNA. RefSeq lists its product as uncharacterized. The record is from RefSeq and is a predicted model, not a curated record. The coding region runs from base 1 to 354 and encodes 117 amino acids. NCBI's taxonomy places the organism in Eukaryota, Fungi, Ascomycota, Dothideomycetes, Pleosporales, Sporormiaceae. The transcript has a single exon.